AGCAACCAGCACUUGCCGCGGCCUCGCUCUUCUCCCUCGUCUUCCUUCUCCGAGAUUAUCGUCAGAACCAUCUUAUACAUCCUCCCAUCUUAUUAGCUUCACGACGAGCAGACAUGGAGCAGCGAGGACGAAGGAGACGGCAGCAGAUCCCGGUGUUCGGGGAGUGGAACCAGCAGCAGUGCGAGGAGCUGCCCAUGACGCAGUACUUCGAGUCGGCGAUGCAGGCCGGGCUCGUCGUCAGGGCGGGCCGCUGCUGCUACCACCACGGCGGCACCGAGGCGGCGGCGCUCUCCAGCAGGUCGCCGUCCGGCUCGCCGCCUCCGCACAAGCCGGCCAAGAAGGCGCGCAGCGCGAUGGAGAGCCACCAGCAGCAGCAGGUCGUCCACGCGGUGAGCAGGAGGCGGCAGCAGGGGGCGCCGCUGGUGGCUGACGGCGGGCCCCGCGCGCCGAGGAGGCCCCGGGUGGUGAGGUCGGUGGACGAGGACCUGUACAAGGUCCAUCCCGAUCUGCUCCCCAAGAAGGGCAAACCGAGGAAGAAUGUGAGGAGCCUGUGGAUGGGCUGCGUGGGGCUCAACUGCGUCGCCUGACGUGAAGAGACAGACCGCAGCGGGUCUCCCGUCCCCUGGCCCCGUGGCAUGCACUAUCAUAUCCUCUUGUCAUGUACUCCGAACUAGGCUUUUCGUCCUGCUUUUCCGCGGCGUAUGGAAAGAAGAGACGACGACCGGGAGCACCAGCACAUCCAGAAGACCAGAAGGCUAUCCGAUCACACACAUGCGUAGACCAUCACCUUUCUGCCACCGUGCUCUCUUGCUAGUUGCUACCUAUUUCGUCGUACACAGGGAUGCAUGGUCCGUGUGUUGCACGGUUGCACCUUGUGGACAACGGAACAGCUAGUCUAGCUGUGCUGUGAUACCUUCUAAUCAGGGCCGUGUUCAGUUACAAAAUUCCAAAUUCCAAAAAAAAAUUUCCGGCACUUGCAUGGAGAUUUAAAUCUAGACGAAAUAAAAAACGCAUUGCGACUGCUGUCUGUAAAUGGCGAGACGAAUCUAAUGAACCU
Molecule: messenger RNA, 1057 nt
Organism: Panicum virgatum (switchgrass)
Lineage: Eukaryota; Viridiplantae; Streptophyta; Magnoliopsida; Poales; Poaceae
Exons: 4
Coding region: 114-587 (157 amino acids)
Source: RefSeq, a predicted model, not a curated record